This is a messenger RNA of Colletotrichum navitas, 3486 nucleotides long. RefSeq lists its product as uncharacterized. The record is from RefSeq and is a predicted model, not a curated record. The transcript has a single exon. Bases 1 to 3486 code for a protein of 1161 amino acids. NCBI's taxonomy places the organism in Eukaryota, Fungi, Ascomycota, Sordariomycetes, Glomerellales, Glomerellaceae.
AUGGUGCCAAGCCAGACACCGCCGACUGGACGCAUCGGACUAACAACAGAUAUCUCGGCUCGCGGUCCUGCGUCGAGUUCGAUUACAAACCCGAUCCCGCAAUCACGUCAACCACUGCCCCAAGGUGCCAUGGUACCCUCGCAAUCCUUACAGUCAAACCAAAAUGGUCUUUCGAGACCAGCAAAUGCUGCCUCCGAUGAUAUGAGUUCCGCGCCAAUGCCCCAUCAGCAGCUUCACAACCAAGGCCGUCAGCCGCAGCAGCACGCAAAUCAACAUCAACUCGAUCAGAGCUGGCCUCAUCAAGGCCAACCCGCCCCGCAGCAGAGAUCACCCCACCUGACCUCCGUCUAUCAGCAGCAGCGGCCAGUCAACGGUAGCCCAGGAGUGAAUGGUCCUGCUCGCGUGCUUCCUUCGCAGGUUCCCGUCCUUGCAAGCAACCACUUUGGCCCCAUGCGAACCAAACCCGCAGUUGCCAGGGCUUCGAGCGGUGGCCAUCUCGGGAUGUCUGACUCUACUACGCACAGCAAUCGAGUUCCCCUCCCAUCAAUCAACGCGCCACCGAUGAGUUCCCGCGAUGAAAGGUUUCAAGCGCACAAUGCUAGAAACAUGUCGCAACUGCCUACGCCGCGACCCGAAGACAUGGCGAGACAGGCUAUGGAUAUUCAGCGUUUAGCGAAGCGAAAGUCCGAUGCAAGUGAGGUGUCGGUCAGAGACACGGAUCUCAAGCGAGCCAGAAUCGAUGCUCCCCACUCGAUUGCGCCUCGGACAAUCACCUUCAAGGAGGUCUAUCAGGAUGGCAAGGCGGAAUAUAAGCACAACAUUGUCAAGUAUGACGACGUGUUCUACAUCUUGCGCUGUGAUGAGCACGGUGUGCACUUCAAGCAGAAUGCUCUCGCUGCCGCAGCAAAGCAUCUCCACGGCGCCUCGCACGGUCACCAGAGAAAAGAACAUAAGCUAGCUGUGGAGACGCUUGGGUUCCACGUGGUGGACUGUACGGAAGAGCUUGCCGCACUGAACAACGAAUGUGUGCGAAGGGCGUUCCAGAAUGGCUACAAGCCCCUGAAUCAGCUACACGGGCCGAAAUCUGGAGGCAAACGACUCUCGGUCGGCGCGUCGGUCGGCGCCGCGGCCGAAGUGGAUGUGGCUGGCGAACGGGUCGUAUCAGCAUCGCAGUCGCCUAUCCAGACUGCGGCGCAAGUUGUCGAGCUACAAGACGCCAAUGGACAGGAUGAAAAGGAGGAGGAGGCCAGGCAACAAGCCAGGCAGGAGACAAAACAGCAAGUCUCGGCGUUGACAAAGAAUAUUCUCAACCCCAAGGCAGGAGAGUUAUAUCAUGCCAAAUGGCCAAGGAGCAACAACCUCUACACUGUCAUGGUUCUCGGUUGGACAGACCUCAAAAUGUGUGGUUGGGAGGAGAAGCUGAGCCAAACGCAGCUCUGCGACAGGAAGAUUAGGCCAGCUUGCUACGUGUAUAACGACGAUGGCAUUGCUGGAUGGGCACCUGGCUUUGAGGAUGGCGAGGAUCGUGUCUUGGAAAGAGAUAUUCCCGUAUUGUGGUUCGAGUCCAAGGGGAAAACUCGCCUUGGCUGGUUGGGCAUUAAGUGGCUUUUGGGGCCCAUGGUCCUCGAUGAUCCGAACCGACCAGCUGAUCCCGACCAUCCAUCAAACCAGGCACGAAAAUGGUAUGCAGACAUUCGUGGGUACGACUCCUUCGAGGCCAUGCUCGUGUCAUCGGGCGCGGAGGGAGCGGUGCCUACGAAGGUACCAUCUUCCGCCUCGGCGUCUGAUUCGGAUUCGAUUCCGGAUGUAGACAUGUACGACUUUGGCGACAAUCCCCCACCCGUCGAUGAUUCGGAUGACGAAGACUACGUGGAAAGAACAAGCCACAAGGACAAGGAGUUGGAGGAAGAAAUGGUGGACGCAGAACCCCAGCCCCUCAGGCGGAGCACUCAAGAGGUGCGCCCUACUUUGCGGUUGGGCGAAAGCAGUUGGCUAUCGGGCAGACUGGAAGCUGCUGCCGGAACACGCCUAUCUGCUCAGAAGGACAUGCCGGCAACAGUCGGCAGCGAUGAUGUGACGAUGGAAGAUGCCAGUCAAGCAACUUCGUCAAAGAGUUAUGUCACUGGCGACGAAACACCCAAUACGACGGGUGUUAACGGUGGUUUGCUCAGCUUGGCACUCGGGACCCCUGCUAGCCCAAUCAGCGAGAGUGCUGUCAUGGUAGGUCUUUCCCAAUCGGCUACAAGAACCAAUGACGGCGCUUCUAAGAGUGUGGCGUCUCCGGAUUCAAUGCGGGACCCGGGUGGGCGUGCUGCGAUUUCGGAACCUUCAACAAGGGUCAACUCGUCUCAGAGACUCAACGAACAGGAGAGCGCAAGAAUGGACAGCCGAAAGGAUUUGCAGCAUGGGGAGACCGAGUCUCGGUUGGGUCAUGCAGCUAUGGCCAACCUCGCCCAGAGCGCCGUGAAGGCUGCGUCCAAGUCGCCAAGCUUGAGCAUGGAAGCCCCUCAGAUAAGCCCUGCCUUAAAUGUUGCCGACCUACUCAAUGACGCUACGACUCCUGAGAAAGUCGUUGGGCAGCCGUUAGUAUUCACUCAGGAUAAGCCCGCCGGGGCUCGCCGACCUCUGCCGUCGGGAUCCGUGCCAAAUUCUCGCUCGUCUGGCGUGGCAGUAAUCCAGCCAACGGCUCGGAAGCAUCCUGUGCCACAUAAACCAACCCUUGGGCCAAUCAGCAGUCAGAGGGAAGGUGUAAGUCAGCAGCCGUCGCCGGCUCUGUCUGUGCAAAGCAACGGCAAUAAGGAGGAGACGCCGGGAAUGCAACCCCCAAGAUGCGGUAGUGCCGGUAGCGCCGAGAGCAUGCCGCGGCGACCCGAUCCUCGCAUGAGCAUUAGCAACGCGGUGGAGGAUGACGGUGGUGAUAGGAUACGGCGGACGGAACUUAGCGUCCCCGAGAAAGACCACGGACCCGGCAGCGGCAUCUCAUCAGGCAACAACACGCCCAGAGUACUGACACACAUCAGCCUGGCCAACGAUGCACGGUGGAGGGCUGUUCGCGCGUCUGAAUCGCCGUGCAUGUCACCGGUCAUGAUGCCAUCGCCCGGUGUCGACCGAAGCGCGGCGGCAUCCCCUGCAUUGGACGGCAACAGAGAAAUGGACAAGACGAUCGACGUGGCCGAAUUCUACGAAGGUGACAAACACUGGGCGCGAGAGGGCGAGUUCCUGCAGUUCAUACUGGAGGGCGAGUCCGGCAGUGUUGCGAAGACUAAGAAGGAGGACGGCAUUGAGGUGACGGUGGACCCCUGUCUAGUCAAGGCAGCGCAUAUGACGGGGUCAGAAGUAAGGUUGAUACUCAAGACGGGUGGCGACCAGCGAUUCGUGUUUAGCGGGAAUACGCUUACGGGCAGCCACCGCGGAGCCAAGCUGCAGAUGACCAAGUUCUAUCGAUGGGUGACGGCCAACAAUGCAGACAUUGAGCACAUUGGCUAG